AUAAAAAUGCGGAGCUGGGUCUGUACAUAUUAAACUACCAAAAAUACCCCUAGGCAUCUGUUGUGCCUUCUAAAACCCUCUUUUUGUUUUUUCAAGCUCGCUCUUAGAUCUUCCCUUCUCGCCGCCGCCGUCGUCGUCGUUUUGCUAUUUGAAUCCGUAUGACUGACUAUACUGAUUUGGGAUUUUAGUUUUGUUGUUUGCCAUUCUCUACCCGAACUACUCAUUUCUGGAUUCGGCACAACGAUGGCGAAUCAAGCUGCUGCCUCAUUCAAUGGCAACUUAAAGAAAGCUAUGGCAGGUAUAAAGCGUAUCAAUCUCGACGGUCUUCGUUGGCGAGUAUUUGAUGCCAAAGGCCAGGUUCUCGGUAGACUAGCAUCUCAGAUAUCAACUGUGCUUCAAGCCAAAGAUAAGCCUACCUAUUGUCCAAACCGCGAUGAUGGGGACAUUUGUAUUGUUCUCAAUGCUAAGGAAGUAGGCAUCACAGGAAGAAAGCUCACCGACAAGUUCUACCGCUGGCAUACUGGGUACGUUGGACACCUGAAAGAACGGAGUCUGAAAGAUCAGAUGGCCAAAGACCCCACAGAGGUCAUCCGUAAGGCUGUCUGGCGUAUGCUUCCAAGUAACAAUUUGCGUGAUGACAGAGAUCGGAAGCUCAGGAUAUUUGAAGGCGAUGAGCAUCCUUUUGGGGACAAGCCACUCGAGCCAUUCGUGAUGCCGCCUCGUAGAGUAAGAGAGAUGAGACCGCGCACAAGGCGAGCAAUGAUCCGUGCCCAAAAGAAGGCAGAGCUGGCAGAAAAUGGUGGAACAGAGGUAAAGAAAGGCAAGAAGAGGACUCCCUCUCAAGUACCUGCAUAGUGAUACAAUGAUAUAUCAGAACACGUGGUCAAGUUUCUUCGUUGCAAAACAGAGCCAUCUCUCAUAUCAGAACCUCUGCAUGAUUACAGAAGGAUCGUUAUCUUCUCCCUUUCUUGUUGGGCAAUUAAUCUUUGAAAAUGGGGAAAGCUUCAAUCAUGCUAAAUUUUAGAAUAAGACAAGAUUACACAAAGAGUGGGAAUAAUAAAUAACCUUGUUUCUUUACUUCA
Messenger RNA from Eutrema salsugineum, 1082 nucleotides. RefSeq names its product 50S ribosomal protein L13. The record is from RefSeq and is a predicted model, not a curated record. Gene Ontology annotation, biological process: translation; negative regulation of translation. Gene Ontology annotation, molecular function: structural constituent of ribosome; mRNA binding. The transcript is spliced from 6 exons. The coding region runs from base 244 to 855 and encodes 203 amino acids. Gene Ontology annotation, cellular component: mitochondrial large ribosomal subunit; ribosome. NCBI's taxonomy places the organism in Eukaryota, Viridiplantae, Streptophyta, Magnoliopsida, Brassicales, Brassicaceae.